Messenger RNA from Parnassius apollo (apollo), 2430 nucleotides. The record is from the annotation of a GenBank genome assembly. NCBI's taxonomy places the organism in Eukaryota, Metazoa, Arthropoda, Insecta, Lepidoptera, Papilionidae.
AUGAUGUCUUUCCCUGAUUCGCCCGCCAAAGCAUCACUAUGUUGCGAAGAGACGCAAGAAGAUGCUCCACCGACAUACGCUAUGUAUGAGGCUCUCAAAGAUUCUUGCCAAAAUAACGCAACAUAUUUUCAACCAGAUGAUAGUGAAAAUGGCCAAAGAUUAUACCAAGGAUUCAUGACACUUAUAGAUCAUAUUGAUACUGUAUGGCCACUAGUGGAUCAUGUUAGAAAGGUAGCACCACUUUAUGAUUUUGAUUCUAAGAGUCCAGGGAAUGGAUAUCGUAGCUUUGUGUCAGUUGUUGACUCUUGUAUAUUACAUGGACUAAAGCUUAGCAGACAAGUUUGUUCUGGAAGAGAUGCGCUACUUUUUCGCAAAGGUUAUUUUGUGAGAGAGGUAGAAUCCUGCGGGCAGCUUCUUGCAUCUUUAGGGACCUGCCUACAUCAUUUACAAACUUUGUUGUCUUGGGCCCCUCCCGGAGACCUAUUCCCCACGGAGCAGCACUCACCAGAAGAAUUAUUCUCCCAAGCAGACACUAUUAAUCAGUAUUGUUUCUACGGCAGAUGUCUCGGUUUUCAGUUUGCACCUUCAAUGCGUGGAAUAUUAAAAGGCAUUUCGAUAUGCAUGGCGGGUUUCUCAGAGGCAUAUUAUAGUCACGGCAACUUGAUCAGCUCAGUGUGGACGGGUGGGCAGUACAUUAUUGAUCCAGAAAUGAGAGCUCGGAGGAUAGUCAACAUAUCGCAAUCGGCGAGCGUGGAAUUCUGCAAGGCGUUCUGGUUUCUAGCAGAAAGUGAAAUAAUGAAGCGAGUACCGAGCCUUAUAUCGUCGGCGGUCGCUGUAAAUAAGUUGAUAACUAUUCCACCGGAGCCUAUCACUGUAACAACUAUGGAAGGCAAAGAAAAAACGGUGCUACCGCCUACUGUACACAUUGGCCUUCAGAGUCUCAAUGUCAGAUUGAUUAGCGUCAAUAAAAGGGCAGACAUGGUUGAUGAAGGCACCUCAUCUCUUCCACCAGCAGAUGGCGUACUAUUCCAUUGCCACGGCGGCGGAUUCGUUUCCCAAAGUUCCAAAUCCCAUGAAACUUAUCUCCGCGAAUGGGCUACGAAAUUAAACGUACCCAUACUGUCGGUUGAUUAUAGUUUAGCUCCACAAGCGCCUUUUCCAAGAGCAUUGGAGGAAGUGUUCUAUGCAUAUUGCUGGAUGCUUAAUAAUUUCAAAGAGAUUGGUACUACAGGAAAGCGUAUUGUUUUCGCCGGAGACUCGGCUGGGGCGAACCUCAUAGCGGGUUGUACGUUAAAAAUCCUCUCGGCUGGAAUACGACCUCCAGAAGGAUUGUUCAUGGCUUAUGCUCCACUUCUUAUCAGUUUUAUACCCAGCCCAGCUCGGCUACUUUGUUUAAUGGACCCACUUCUUCCUUUUGGAUUUAUGAUGAGAUGUCUUAAAGCAUAUGCAAGCCCUAAUUCAACAGGAAAAGGCAAGCAAGAUAACCGUAGUAACAAAGAGCCGACUGUGUCCAAUGCUGUGAGUCCGCUAGACAGCAAUGGUUUCCUCAAAGUUAGCCCAUCACAAGAAGGAAUAAGUGAAAGCCCUUCGUCAUUUGAAGAGGUCUCUCCAUCCGACUUGGCGGAAUUACAGGCGCACAAAUCAGGCAGCGAACGGAGAAAGUCAUCAGACACAACAAUAAGCGCCGCUUCCUUGCAAAGUGAACACACAGCUACAGGUGUAACACCAACACAAGACAAAUCGCAGCAGUACGUAUCGGAGUUCCUAGAACGUUACGUUUUAGACAGCGAUACUGACUCCGAAGGACGACGCUUUCCAAUUAUUAAACCGAACAACAGGACACGGGAGGACUCCCAAAAAGAAUUAGAAUCAGAAGCGUCAAAUACAUUAGUUGGGGAACCACCAUUGAUAGAAGAACCGGAUUCCAAAGAAAACAAGAAAAGAAUUAAAACAAGGAUAAGUGAAGCGGCCACGGGAUUAAUGGGAGCCAUGUCGUCAAGACUUGCCUACAUUACUGGAUCAAAUUCAAUAACUAGGCCUACACAGGAUGAGUUGGCAGUUCGCACGAAUCUCGACGCGUUGAUAGCUCGAAGCCCGUCGGACGAGUUCAUAUUCUCAGUUCCACGUGAUCCAUUGCUGUCCCCGUAUUGGGCCGAUGACGAGCUGUUGAAAAAAUUCCCGCCUGUCAGGAUUUUGACUGUACAUUUGGAUCCGUGCCUAGACGACUGCGUCAUGUUCGCCAAGAAGCUAAAGAAGCUGGGCAAUGUAGUUGGGAUCGACGUAUUAGAAGGACUGCCUCACGGAUUUCUUAAUUUCUCCCUGAUGGCCAAAGAAGCGAACGAAGGUUCGAAACUCUGCGUUGAACGCAUCAAACAAUUACUCGAUUUAGUGAACGACACGACUUCGUCAAACGGCGACAAUCACUUAUGA